AUGAAACGAAAGAAAUGUUUAAAGAUACUUUUUCCUAACAAUUAUGAAACUCCCCCAGAAUGGAAAAUAAUCGAUAGUAUGGCAGAGGUUCAGAAUUUUUACAGCGAUGUUAUCAGAUUAAAUUUUAUUAAGGUUUAUGAAAUAGCGGAAAUUAAGUCAACAAACAUUUCACAAGAAUUUGAUGUUGCUGAUCAAUAA
Messenger RNA from Funneliformis mosseae, 198 nucleotides. The record is from the annotation of a GenBank genome assembly. NCBI's taxonomy places the organism in Eukaryota, Fungi, Glomeromycota, Glomeromycetes, Glomerales, Glomeraceae.